This is a messenger RNA of Pistacia vera, 717 nucleotides long. RefSeq names its product protein cornichon homolog 4-like. The record is from RefSeq and is a predicted model, not a curated record. The transcript has 5 exons. Bases 60 to 476 code for a protein of 138 amino acids. NCBI's taxonomy places the organism in Eukaryota, Viridiplantae, Streptophyta, Magnoliopsida, Sapindales, Anacardiaceae. Gene Ontology annotation, biological process: vesicle-mediated transport.
AGGCCCCAAAGCCAAGAGUAGAGACUACAGAUAAGUGAAAGGAAAGGUAGAAGAAGGCCAUGGGGGAUCUGUUUGGAUGGCUACUGGUCUUCACCCUUCUUAUUUCUCUACUCGCCAUUCUUAGUUACCAGCUGCAGCUCAUGUGCUUGACGGACCUUGAAGUCGACUACAUUAACCCAUAUGAUUCAGCAGCUCAGAUAAACAUGCUAGUUUUGCCAGAGUUUGCUACUCAAGGAAUCUUAUGCAUCAUAUAUCUUAUAACAGGCCAUUGGUUUAUGUUUCUCUUGUCCCUCCCAUACCUGCACUACAAUGUGGGACUGUAUAGGAGGAGACAACACUUAGUGGAUGUAACUGAGAUCUACAGCCAGCUGAAUGGAGAAAAGAAGCAACGGCUUUUUAAGCUUUGCUAUCUCAUAAUCCUCUUAGUCUUAUGUAUAUUCUGGUUACUUUGGACGGUCGGAGAACCUCAUGAUUAGUCAGACAGUAGGUCUCCGAUCAAGUUUGCCCUCAUUCCAGGUUUUUCUUCUGGGUGUACUGAGAUGCAAACUUCUGGGGAUCGGAUUGGGAAUUUUGCGGAAGUAAUCAAAGAGUAUGACAACACUUUCUGCAUGGUUGUAUGGCAGCUAGUUUUUCUCCGUGCAGUUCUUUUUUGUGUUCAUAAAUCAUAGAUUUACCAUGCACUCUUUGAUACGAAAGUAGUCUAGUUGUUCUUUCUAA